Molecule: messenger RNA, 3673 nt
Organism: Salmo salar (Atlantic salmon)
Lineage: Eukaryota; Metazoa; Chordata; Actinopteri; Salmoniformes; Salmonidae
Product: CUB domain-containing protein 1
Source: RefSeq, a predicted model, not a curated record
AUGACUCUCAGUUCCAUUACAUUACACAUAAUAGGGGAGUUUUGUUAAUUAAGAGCCGCGAUGCUCAAUCUGAACAUUAACAACCGUCGCUUGGUUUUGGAAGCAUAAGGACCUUGUCUUUCAUUUCGGCUAAAUUGAUACACAUCUUUAUAGGGUUAGGAUUCUCACACAGUCAUACUUCCCUGUUAUAGAUUGAAGACAUAGUGGACUACAUGUGCUAACUAACUAACUUCUCCUAACACCUGUGUGUAGAUGGAAGACAGAUGCCACAAACAUGUUUUCAUUGAAAAAUACUGUCUGCUGUGUUUAAACCAAUGAAAACGGUAUACAGUACAGUAAGUUUGUAUUUUGCAUUUGUGAAAUUAUUUUAAUGUGAUAUGAAAACAGAGGGAUUUAUGUUUCUAGAACAGUACCAUAAUUGAUAUUUGAUUCACGUUUAGAUGGAGUAUUUGGCUGUUUCGGCUUCCAGAGCCAAUUCACCCAUUAAACAGAACAUGUACGGUUCUUGGACUACGGAGUAACGUUAGGCUCCUUUAGUCCAAUAUAGGGCGAGUCACUAUUGAGUGUCAGUAAACAGAAUUAUCAUUUUAAGAUUUUGGUAAUUUGGUAAUAGUUUUAAACAUUUAGAAGUGAACCCUAAUAUAUUUGUGAUUAUUAUGAUUCUGUAAAUUUUUUUUAAAAAACCCUGAAGAAUAGGGAGUUUAUUUGAAUUCCUUUUUAUUUUAUGACUAGGUCAUUGCAAUUGUCCCUUUACUAUAAAGAUUGAAAUGUAGAUAUGUAUACAGUGAUAUGUUCUAUGAAAUGUUGCCCACGAUAACACUUCCUGAUGGACACUAACAGUAUUUUGAAGUUGCAGGGAUAUUCUUGAAUUGGAAGAGGAUGUAUUCUAUAGGUAGACUAUGCAUUCAAUAAUUGUUGUUGACACUGGCACAACCACACACAGACCUUUGAAAGGCCAGUCAGUUUCCUAAAACAAAAGUGUGUAGAUGGGAUGCAAAUGACAGACAACAUAGAUGUUGACUGGCCCAUGUUGUGCUUUAUGAAUAAACAUAGGAAAACAUCUUUAAUGCAUGAGUCUGGUUCAGUGGAUAAAUAGGAAUGAUGGGAGGACUGUUGAAUGCAUUGGUUCUAUCCAAAGGCCAACUAACUAAGGAAAGAACUUCCAACUCAUCUAAUAUUUUAUUAGGAAUCAGGUGGAACAACGGCUUAUCAGUUUCUAUAUGUAGACCAGGGCCACUGAGUUUGCAUUGAAGAUUACAGGAGGGAGGGCAGUAUUUGCAUAGGUCAGACAAUACUUUAGGAUCAGCAUCAAAAAACAAGGAGGACGAGGACCAGGCACUCUUCAUAUAUUUAAAAGGUCCUCCUUGUUUUUUGAUGACCAAUUAACCCCUUUAUCAAGAGCACCUUCAAUUUACAAAUAACUACUAUUGUAUCCUAGCAGCACAUCCCUUUGUUGUUUUUUCUACAAUCUGUAGGAGCAGGUUGGUUUGUAAUGAUAUAGCUAGGUAGGCAGAAUAAUGUUUAGUCAAGCCCCCGUAAGUUGUUGCUUACGCGUCUUAUCCCAGUGUCAACAGUGACAGCUGGACUGUAAUAGCUGUACAUGUAACAGCGAGGGACAAACAGGGCUUCCCAGUAACAUCUCCAUUGUCAAACAGUCACACAAUCAGAUUAUAUCUCGGCUAUGUUACUAGGUAAGGUUUUGGGGAAAGCUUAAGUCAGACAGAUAGAAGGAGAGAGAGAGUGCUUGUGUGUGUGCUUCAGAGAGAGAGGGAGAGGAAGAGAGUGAUUAUCUAAAGAUAAGGACGUUUAUGGGUACAGCAUCACAGAUAUAUGGCAGUUUGAACUGUUGAACGGCCAGGCCUAUGUUUGUUCAGUAGGCCGUAGCUCACAGACGUGGAAGAGGAGUCAAGCUGUUGACAUCGAUCAUCUCCCUACCCACUCCCUCAGUCAUAGGAGUCUUUUCCAACACGCUGUGGGAAAAAAAGGACUUCUGGUCAGGCUGAGAAAAACAUCAGUUGUUUUUUCUGUCUGCUGAGUAGUAGUCUUCAUUGACAGUCAGAGACAAAAAAGGACAUUGUUUUGUAUUCUAUGUUUUGUACAAAUUAAUAUAGUUUUGAUAGAGGUAUGGUUAUGUAAAAUACCCAUGUGGUAUAGAACAACCCUGCCUCCCGAACUGAUGCCACUCUUCUACCUUAAUUCAUCAAUCCCUUCCCUGGUUGUUGUUCUUUCAGAGGGUGUGACACUGACCCUCACCCCUGACCAGGGCACUACUCUCAACGUCAGCCAGAGUUCAGAGCGCGGCAGGGGGUCAAAGUCUACUGUAUGCACCGGUACAGGCUUGAAGAAGUCCUGCUCCAGGGCUGGAAGUGAUUAUGUGGUGCUGCUGACAGACCCCAAAGCUGCUGUGAACAUGGAGUUCACCUGCACCAAACCAGAGGAAGUCUUCACUGUGGAAGUGGUCAGGGAAAUAGAUUGUACCACAAGGUCCUGUAAUGGAGACAUCAUCCCCAUUGAGUCUAGAACUAGAAUGCUUCUACUCCAGAACUUCAACCAUACCUUUAUCUGGAACCUGAAGGCCCCGGUUCCACGGGCGUUCCAUUUGGUCUUCACCCAGAUGGGGCUGAGACAGAUCCUGCCCUCUGAGAGAUGUCCAGACCAGCACACGUAUACCCUGCUAGCCCUCCAGAGGACAGGGGAGGCUGCCAUCGGGACAAUUCCAGAAAAGGAUGUCAUGGCUUUAGAAGCUUCUGAUAGGCUAAUUUACAUCAUUCAUGGCACGGUAGAGCUCCUGCCCACUACUGGCAGCCUCAGGCAGUCCCUGCCAGAACAACCCUGCAACGGCUAUGUCACUCUCACCGUGGCCGAGGACAAUGACGGCACCACCGUGGGUCAGUUCUGCCCUCAGGGAGCCAUACACAAAGUCCAGGUCCACACCAACGUGUCCAUCACAGCUUCAGUCUCGACAAUGGGAGGGAAAGAGAUGUGGCCAUUCUCUUACCCUUUACUCAUCUCCUUCACCAGGGAGAUUGCAGGAGUACCGACGCUCCUGGCCACCCCUAGUUGUCCUGUGGGAAUGAAGUCCUACUCCACUGUGUCCUGGAUCGCCGAUGUCCCCUCUAAGCUGGAAGCCCAACAUCAGCCAGCCCAAGUGCAGCAACCACCACACGGGGUGCAAAUCCUGGGCUCCCUGGAAGAGAUGUACAGCCGGCGGGAGGACGAGGAGGCAGGCAGGAAGAUCACUGUCUCAGAGAGCUUCUACCUCAACAUGUCCAUCUGUAUGCCUGAGAGAGGAGACUUCAGCGUGCUCACACAGAUCACACUGCACAAGGACAAGAGAAGAAGAAGAGACAGCUGUCUCACCAAGUGUCCAUCUACAACCCCAACGGGACCAGAGCACAACGGGAGGUUCCCCAAAUCACGAAAAGACAACGAGUCCCACAUCUAUGCCUCGAUCGAGGACACACUUGUAUACAGCCAUCUCCUGCGAGAUGGGGCAGAGAUGGGUGUCUAUGGAGACCAGGCUGUGGAUGUGUACCAGAGCUUUACUGGGCCCACAGAGACUAAGCCCCUCUCUCUGGGGGCAGUCACUGAACGUCCAGAGGUGGGCGUCUACCAGCCUUUUGUGCCCCCAUCCCAUAUUGCCCCACCCGUCCCCAAUGGACCCUUAAGUUAA